CGUAUGCUGUUUGCUGCGUCUGAUUGGCCAAUUCGGAGCUGUUGUGAUCACGUGACGCCAAAAUGGCUACCAGCGACGAUGCUGAAGAUGGUCUGGACCACAUUCUGGAGCCGCUAUGUUUCCCAGAGCGACCGGAGGCUGGUCCUGAUGUCCCCAGUCCACAUUGUCCUGGUCCACAGUGGCCUAGCAGAGAGAUGCUGGUGUGUCUCUUCUGCUCAGAGUCUCUUCCUGUGGCGAAGAAGGACGCCUUUCUCAAACACCUUUUGCUGGAGCACAAGUUGGUCAUUGCUGACGUCAAACUCAUUGCCGACCUCCCAAAGUACCUGGUGUACUGGAAAGGUAGAUUUUUGGAGCAGCCCAUCACCGAUUUCUGUAGCGUGAUCAAGACCAAUUCCACCGGGCCUGUCGAGCAACAGGAGCACUACUUCCUGCUGUGCGACGUCCUUCCAGAGGACCGAGCCCUUCGAGAGAAGCUCCAACAGAAACGACUGGAGGAGGUGCUGGAACAGCAGCAGAAGGAGCGAGAAGACUGCAGCUUCCAUCGCAUCUGCAUGUUCUGCAACGACGAGUUCACCGGAAACAGGUCAUCUCUGCUCAACCACAUGGCCAGAGAACAUUCAUUCAGCAUCGGUCUGCCCGACAACAUCGUCUACUGCGAUGAACUGCUGGACACGCUGCAGAGCAAAGUGGACAAUCUACAGUGUUUGUACUGCGAGAAAACCUUCAGGGACAAAACCACGCUGAAGGAUCACAUGAGGAAAAAAGCUCACCGCCGCAUCAACGCCAACAACCAGCAGUACGACCGCUUCUAUGUCAUCAACUAUCUGGAGCUGGGGAAGACCUGGGCAGAAGUACAAAGCGAGGACGACCGCGAGCUGGUGGAUGAUGAAGACGAUGACUGGUCCGACUGGCAGUCUCAUCCGGUCUUGGCCGUGUGUUUGUUCUGCGAUCACCAGUCUGAGACCAUGGAGCAGAUCUAUGCUCAUAUGAAGGAAGUUCACAGCUUUGAUCUCCAUCAGCUGAGGACUCAGCUCAACCUCAAGUUCUACCAGCAGGUCAAACUGGUCAACUUCAUCCGCCGCCAGAUCCACCAGAACCGCUGCUACGCCUGCCAGGACAAGUUCCGGUCCAGAGGCGAGGUGCUGCGUCACAUCGUGGAUAACGGUCACGUGAUGACGCUCCCGCCCGUGUCCGUGUGGAACCAACCACAGUACUACUUCCCCACCUAUGAGAAUGACGCCCUCCUGUGCACGCUAUCUGACAGCGACGGCGAUCACAGUGAUGAAACAAAUCAAGAAGAGGACGUUCCCGUCAUCGCUGAGGACAUUUUGGACCUGAGACUUGUGAAACAAAAGAGCAUCCUCAAUCAGCUCCUCAAGAACCCAACUGCCUCACACUAGAACCUUCUUCUUUCUUGGUGUGGACCACAAUGUUGGACAUUUUGGAUCUUUGACCUUCACUUUACUGAACUUGAAUAUUGGAAUUUCAUUUCCUAUGACGUCAUCUUGCUGAAACAGCCUGACCUUAAAGCCAUACUAAUAAUAUACAAAUAUAAUAAAUAUAAGUACAUGUAUAAAUAAAUAUCUCCUAAUUGGAUGUCUUUGUCAGAUCAUAUUUUGCCUUUUUUAAUAGAUUACUUGUUGUUUCAUGAAAAAACAUAAUACAUUGGCAUAAUACAUCCUGUAACUCAGUGGUGUCCUAACAUUUUCCAGCGAAUGAAAGGGCCACUUUCAUAUUUUGUCAUAUGCUAAGAUGUAUAUAUUUCAAGAAAAAAACAGCAUUUCAACUUGUUAAAUGAUGCUAAAAAUAUUAUUUUUGCCUUAAUAUUAGUUUAUUUUCAUCUAACAACAAUUUUCAUUCAAUUACAGCUUUUUUAUCUUGAUAUUUAGACUAUCAACUUUGUUCUUGUGCAUUUUCUUCUUACAAUUAUGACUUAUAUUGUGACUUUCUUCUCAUAGUACAACUUUUUCCAGAACAAAACUUUCCAAAACUGACAACUUUAAUUGCAAUUCAAACAUGGCACCCAUGCUGUUUUUCCAAAAAUAAUAAAUGUUUUUUUUGUGGUUAAAUAGAGCCUUUUUAAUGCAUAUUUAAACAAAUGUACAUAUAUAUAUUUUUUUUUAGAAAUUAAGCAUUUUCAAACAUAUAUGGUAAAAUGAACAAAAAUGUAAAGCAUUUAGAAGAUGUGAUAUGAAGUGUAAUACAGCAACUGCGACUUGUGUGUGUGUGUGUGUGCCUUUAAGAAGUGGGGCCUGAGACGUGACGUUAGCAGCGUAAAGAGUAGCCAACAGCAGCUUGUGUGGGAAUGUUAGUAGCAUGCAAAAAGCAAUUGAAAUGCAUCAUGAGUCGCUCCUUAACAAAAAACAGUGGCAAUAUAGUAAUAUUCUACACUGGUCCCUAGGUGUCAGUAACAUUGUAUUGAUCUAUUGACUAUUGACUAUCACCACCAUCUUAUAUUGUUAUGGCUAAGAUGGCUUAUUGCCCAUUAUUAUGUCUACUAUAUUGGGUAAUAAGUGUCAAGAUAAAUAUAGGGGUGUUGUUUCAUGUCUGCAGGGCUCUACUAAUGGUAGAAACAGAGCUCAAGCGGAGAUAGUGACGACUGUAUUCUUCAUAUUUUUAUUUUUUUUUCAAUUUCUGCUGUUGCUUUUUUAAAAUAAAACUUUACAACUA
This is a messenger RNA of Doryrhamphus excisus (bluestripe pipefish), 2670 nucleotides long. It is a transcript of the gene znf277, whose product is annotated as zinc finger protein 277. The record is from RefSeq and is a predicted model, not a curated record. Lineage: Eukaryota; Metazoa; Chordata; Actinopteri; Syngnathiformes; Syngnathidae.